AUCUCACUUGGUUAGAAUACAUACUAUUAAAUCUAUCUUGAAGGAAAAUGGACAAUUUGUAAGUUAAUAAGUUUCUCUCCAAGGCUCGGGGUCUAUUGGCAAAGCCAAAGACAGUUAUAUGUGAAAAUCUGGGUUGGCUAGUCGAACCGGAUCACGAUCAAGACUGCCGUUGCGCAGUGGAAGCCCUGAGCAGUUUCUAGGUAACCGAGAUCUGCCUUGGUCCCCGGAUGUAGCCAGGCGAAGAUUCCUGUCUUCACAUACCUCUGGAUUUGGUCAGGUUGAGAGGCAGUUGUGAAUGAGGUGGUUAGGACAGAGGACCAGGGUUGCUGGUUAGGAGUCCCAGGAACUCCUCAGAUAGAAUUAAAGAACUUGUCACCAUGAAGAAACUCUUCAGCUUCUGGGUAAAGGGGAAGACCGACGAUUCCCACAGCCGAUCCUCAGAACUGUCCAUGAGCAUGGCCAGUACUGAUCCCAGCCUGUCCACGAGUGGGGGACAUCACCUUCAAGAUAAGCCCUUAAAGAAACUUCACAAAGCUGCUUCAGUUGGCAAUGUGCAAAAGUUCAAGAAAUACCUUGAACGCAAGAAGCAUGAUGUGAAUGGGCGGGACAAAAAAAGCAGAACACCUUUGCAUUUGGCCUGUGCUAAUGGAUAUAUAGAUAUUGUGUAUCUCUUAAUUGAGAAUCAAUGCAAAAUUAAUGUUCAGGAUAGUGAAAACAGAACCCCAUUGAUCAAGGCAGUACAGUGUCAACAGGAGAAUUGUGCUAUGGUUCUUCUACAGCAUGGUGCGGACCCAAAUCUGGUGGAUUUUAAUAGUAAUACUGCCCUCCAUUAUGCUGUUUGUGGUCAAAAUAUCUCACUAGCUAAUGAAUUGCUUGAAUACAAAGCCAAUCUUGAAGCUAAAAAUAAGGAUGGCUACACUCCACUUUUACUUGCCGUUGCUGAAAAAAAUGUAAAUAUGGUAAAAUUCCUUGUGAAGAAAGGAGCAGAUGUUAAUGCAUCAGAUAACAACCACAGAACAGCUAUUAUGAUUGCUCUUACUGUUGAACCAACGAAUUCUGUAAAACUUCUUCUUCAACAAGAUAUGAACUUAUCCUGCAGAGAUAUUUAUGGAUUCACAGCUGAGGAAUAUGCUUCUUUUAAUGGCUUUACUAUACAAAAAGGAGACUAAGACAUGAGGAGAGAAACAAAGGAAGGUGUUACACAGAGGGACAACUGAUGUGGACACUCAGCAAGAGGACAGGAUCCCCAAGGCAAGGGGAGGCAGAGGACAGAUCCUUUCUCAGCCUUCAGUAGGAACCAAAACUCUAAUCUUGACAUUCUAGCCUACAACAGAGGAAAACCCAGCCAAACCAAACCUCCUGUUUAAGCUGCAUGGCUAAGGCUUUGUUAUGGCAGUCCUAUCCAGUGAACACACCAGCAAUGAUUCACAGCCACCUUUUUAUUUCUACUUUAUGGGUCACUUCUAAAAAUCGUAUUUGGGAUGGGGGUGGCAGAGAGUGAGAUCACAUGAAAUGAAAUGU
Molecule: messenger RNA, 1521 nt
Organism: Peromyscus leucopus (white-footed mouse)
Lineage: Eukaryota; Metazoa; Chordata; Mammalia; Rodentia; Cricetidae
Gene: Ankrd7
Product: ankyrin repeat domain 7
Exons: 6
Coding region: 378-1169 (263 amino acids)
Molecular function (GO): protein binding
Source: RefSeq, a predicted model, not a curated record